Striga asiatica is the source of this 1179-nucleotide messenger RNA. The record is from the annotation of a GenBank genome assembly. Lineage: Eukaryota; Viridiplantae; Streptophyta; Magnoliopsida; Lamiales; Orobanchaceae.
AUGUUCGCGAUUCUCCGUGGCAGGCGACUUCGGCUCCCACUGGAGCUCUCUGUUUUGGCCGCCCGUCAAUUUUGGGCAUCUGAAAAUGCAGUGUUUUCCAGGCCGUUCACCACCGGGAGACCACCGCCAGGUGUUCGUGAAAAUGACUCCGAGAAAUCCUUCACCUUUUCUUACCUCGUCAGCUCAUGCGGGUUGACCCCAGACGCCGCCGUCCGCACCUCCAGUAAACUCCAGCUGAAAUCGCCGGAAAAGCCAGACGCGGUGUUGAAUCUCCUCAGAGAGUACGGAUUCACGGCCGCCCACAUCUCUGCAAUGGUCACCCGGUGGCCGAACGUUCUCUCUGCCUGCCCAGACCAAACCCUUUUGCCCAAGCUCGAAUUUUUCGCAUCAUUUGGCAUCCCCCUCCCCAUCCUGGCUAGCAGCCUGUCCCGAAACCCUUCCAUCUUAAUGUCCAGCCUGAAGAACUCAAUCAUCCCCUUAUACGAUUUCCUGAAAAACUUGCUUGGGUCUGAUAAGGGGGCUGUUCAAGUCUUGACACAAGCUGCCCAGUUCUUCAGCUGGAACCGGCCUCACGACAUCUCCUCCAACUUCUCGUUUCUUGUGGCCUGCGGGGUCCCUCGGCCAUCUCUUGUGUCAAUGGUCAAGUACGACCCAAAAAUGCUCUUGGUUCCUCAGGAGAAGUUAUCCUUGUGCGUGGAUCGAGCAAUAGAAAUGGGGUUUGACGUGUCCCAUAAUGCAUUUGUGAAGGCCAUUCGGGUUUUGGUGGGUUUUGGUGAGUCGGCCCUUAAGCGCAAGAUGGAGAUUUAUAGAAAGUGCGGCAUGUCUGAAUCCGACAUCAAGACUGCCUUUCUGAGUCAGCCGUUGUGUAUGGCCUUGUCCGAGAAGAAGAUUCUGGAGAGUAUGGGUUUUCUCGUUCAUAAAUUGGGGUGGGCACCAGGUGACGUGGCCCGGUGCUCUUGGAUUCUUGGGUACAGCCUCGAAAAGAGAAUGAAGCCGAGGUGGGCAGUUGCUGAGGUUUUGAAUGAAAAGGGGUUGAAGAAUGUGGCUAUCACGUCCCUGCUGACAAUGUCCGAGAAGGUUUUCUUGGAGACCUAUAUCGAGAGGUACGAGAAGGAUGUUCCUGAACUUUUGGACAUUUAUCGAGGUAAAUCAAAUCUUGGCCAGCACCUCUUGAAUUGA